Psylliodes chrysocephalus is the source of this 3474-nucleotide messenger RNA. NCBI's taxonomy places the organism in Eukaryota, Metazoa, Arthropoda, Insecta, Coleoptera, Chrysomelidae. The record is from the annotation of a GenBank genome assembly.
AUUUAAGAAAUAACUAAUACGUACAUUUAAUCAGUAAGUAACUACAUUUCUUUAGUGGAAGAGAUUAAUUUGAUAAUGUUUAUUAGAUACUGUGCCAAAAAUGGAAUUGUCAUCUGGUAGUCCAAAUUCUUUAAAAUUAACAAGGGGCCAAAGAAAUUCUUUUUAUUCAGUAGAGGCUGAAGUGAUAGAUGUUAGUAAAAUUAAUUUUGAAGACGAUGAAACUUGGUUAUAUUCAGGAAAAACAAAUCAAGACUAUACAACUAAUGUGCAAGACUGGCUUCAUAAUGGUUUAGAAUCCAACUCUAUAUUGAGUUUAACUUCAUCUACUGUUGAUUUACAAAAAAAUAUAGAUACCAGGACAUUUACCCGCCCAAAAAAACGAUUUUCUCGUCCUAGUAUAGAACAAUAUAAUGAUUUGUAUGGAAGUAGUAGUGAAACAAUCACUAUACACUCGGAUUCUAAAAGUUUUGUUAUAGAAGAAAAAGCUGAAACUGAUAUUUCUAAACCAAAUUUUGAUUUAACCCAACCUUCAAGUAGUUAUUAUUUUGAAAAGAUGGUAGCUGAUUCAGAAGAGGCAACAGAUUCCUUUCUAAAUAUGUCACCUCCUAGUCUUGUAAACUCUAUGUGUUCUUCAAUGUUUGCAAAUUUAAUGGAAAGUAGCUUUAUCAAAAAUGAUCCUAUCCUCAGAGAAAUAAGAGAUGCCGACUAUUCUGAUUCUGUUUUACUCCAGGAUUCAGAAACUCCCAUGAUGCAGAGUAUAGAAAGUUGUAGCAGUAUUAACUCUGAUACUCCUGAAAGUUUUUUGAAAAAGGUUUUAUUUAAUGGUACAUUUAAGAAGAACCUGAGUGGCGAUGGUGAUAAAUGUCUAAAUUCAACUAUCAUUAUUGAUAAAGCUGUUGAACAAGGAGUUUCAGAAGAUGGAGACUCUACACUUAAAAAUAUUACAGAGAAUGAUCAAACUUAUAUCAAUCCUAAUAGUACAUAUCGACGGACUCCUAAACACUCUCUUACAUUUAAAAAGUCUGAUAUUAAAAAAAGUCAAAAGCUGCUACAAUCGACAUUUGAAGUUCUGCCUCAAGAACAAUUGCACUGCAACAGAACGCAUACACUAAUAGACUGUGGUAGUUUUGAAGAUAUCAAGAGGGAUCUAUCUAACCCAGUAGAAGUGCAUACAGACCUAAAUAGAUUAAGUUAUUGCUUAGAAAACGAGGUAAAGUUAGACAUGACUUACAAUGAAAUUAAUAGAGCAACUAAUUUAAAAUCAUCAGUACUAAGUGGGUCUGCAGGUUCAGCUGACAGUCUUGACAGAUUAAGUAGCAUGUCUGGAAGCAGUAGAGGAUCAAAUAAAAUGCUAAAUAUGAGUGAUGUCGAUGCCCUAGUUGAUAUGCAAGAAAGAAGUCUUCAGCAAGCAAUGUCUACUCCAAAAAAUGCAUCUGCACCUAAAAUAUUAUGGGACAACAAUUUUACAUCACCAAUAGUACCUCUGGAAGCUACAUCGGACUCUGAUUUAUCAUCAAUUGAUGACUACAAAAGUGUAAAAUCUACUGAAUCAUCUAAAACUUCUUUAGAUGGUUACAUGCCAAAACAACAAUCUAAAAGAAUGAAUUAUAUCACAGGACCUGCAGAUACCAAAAUAAAAACAAAUCAAAAGUCUUCUUAUACUGUCGUGGCACCUAAACCAAUGGCCCCUGUUAGGACUCAGGUGCAAAAUGCUAAAGUGAACUCAUAUUCCAACCUCAGACAUUCAAAUAUGCCUGGAUCAAACCCAAAUCUGUAUAGGCCCAGUACUUGCAAAUCGCCACCAGCACCCACAUCCAAUUUAAAGGCUAUGGGGCCAAAAUUAAAAGGAUCUUAUACCAGUUUGAGACCCAUGAGUUCGAUUCUGCCUGUAGCACCACCACUAGUUAGCAAUGCAAAUCAAACAAUGACAAUCUCGAAGACUGAGCAUCACAAUGUGAUGCAUACUUUGGACAGUGGUACUAGAAUUGUCGAAGUUAAAACCUUACAUAAAGAAAAAGCUACUGUAGAUGAUACAUUUAUUAAACCCCCACAACCAAAGCCUAGUAGCUUGCCUCGUCCUUCUAGCAUUCCUAGGCCAGCUACUAGUUCUAGAAUACCUGCACCCCGUAGUAGUAACGUAAGGCGAAUACCUCCGAGACCUACGUUUAGUGGUAAACAGUUAACAAAAACUCUAACCCAGUAACAAUUUAGGUUGCUGUAUGUGCCUUAAUUUUGUAUAUGAGCUCUUAUAAUAUAAGUAUUGUGAAGCAUAUCCACAUUAAUACAUUUGUUUUAUUCUAUUUGUCUCAAUUUGUUAUUUAUACAUUAAUAUUAAUAUAUUUAUUAAAUUACGUUAUUAUUUUAUUCUGUAAGAGCGUUCACUUUUAAUAACUUUCAGCUUAUUUUUUUUUAUUAAAAUUAAAAGCAUUAAAUAUGUGGACUGGUAUAAAAUUGAACACUCUUAUUUAAAUUAUUUAUAUUGUGUGUAAUUGACUUCUUUUUUACUGAAAAAAGUAUUCUUAAGAAAAUUUGUAACCAGUGUCCUGAAAGUACUCUUAUCAUGCCUUAAGCAUGAUUAUAUAAGGUCAAUAACAAUUCAUAGAUCUACACAUUUCUGUUAAACUAUAGUUUCUAUGGCCUAAAAUAUUUUUACAAUGGGUUUUUAUACGCUCUCAACUUGUCAAUGAUUUGACAAAAUCAUUGACCUAUCAAUUUCAAAAGACAAAAUGGAGAGUUCAGGAUUCUAGGUAAAAUAUAAACCUGCUUGCAAAAUAUUAAUUGAAGUGAUUUGUUAUUUAUUAAAAUGGUUUUACUGUAAAGGUAAUUUCUUUAUAAAUAUUGUGCAUGUUUCUGAUACGCUCACACAAGGUGGUCCAAAAUGAAACUUUUUCAUUAAUAUUACGUACUACAUGGAUUUACAACAGACGCUAUUUACACGAAAUUUAAGAGAAAAAAAUGGUUUUUAUAAAAAAUAAGUUGAAUGAAGUUGAAUCAAGCCCAUAUACAGAAUCUUCAACAAUAAUUUUAUCACACAUAAAAAAAAUCACCAGCUGGCUAAGACUAAUAAUAAUAACAAGCCGUAACCCAAAUGCCGCUGACGUAUUUGACAGAACUGUCACUAAAAAAGGCAAUUUCGAUUAAAUUGCUUAUUUUACCAGAUGGCGUGUGAUAUGGGUAUUGUUGAAGUAUAUUUAUACAUAAAAGUAAUAAAUAAUAUAAGAAAAAAUGCUUUAAAGCUAAUCGAAUUAAAAUUUUGUCUUCAAAAAAUUACUUACUAAAAUGUUUCUUGUAUGGAGCUUACCUAAAGUUUUUGGAGACGAAUUUUUGGACUACUUUGUCUACUAUUUAAGAUUUUGCAAAUUUAUCAACUAUUAUGUUUGACUAUGAAAAGUUUGCGAAGUCUUUUUGUUAAGUAGUAAUUAUUUAUAUUUAUUAUGAUUGCCAGAGUAAAGACAAUCUUGAUUUUCCAUGGUG